Molecule: messenger RNA, 1046 nt
Organism: Spathaspora passalidarum NRRL Y-27907
Lineage: Eukaryota; Fungi; Ascomycota; Pichiomycetes; Serinales; Debaryomycetaceae
Product: cytochrome-b5 reductase
Exons: 1
Coding region: 57-947 (296 amino acids)
Cellular component (GO): plasma membrane; endoplasmic reticulum
Molecular function (GO): oxidoreductase activity
Source: RefSeq, a predicted model, not a curated record
UGUCGGUUAUUAAUUUUCGUUUACUUCUUUCUUUUUGGAUACAGGCAUUAGUAAUCAUGGAAGAUAAGAGAGAAUUGCUCAAGAAUCCAGUUCAUUCCAUAUACAUCCCUAUAGGGUUGAUUUUGUUUGGAACCUGGAUCUUUAGCUGGGAAUACAUGCCCUACAGUAUUGCAUUCAUUGUCAUUGUUUGUACCGUAAAGUAUUAUGAAGCUUACAAGAAUAGAUCCUCCUUGCACAAGACAAUUUGGCAAGAUUUCGAAUUGAUGGACAAGACUAUCAUUGCUCCUAUGACAUCAAUCUACCGUUUUAAAUUGAGAAGAGAUGAUGAAGUGUUAGACAUACCUACUGGCCAUCACGUUGCUUGUUGUUUCAAUAUUAACGGUAAGGACGAAAUCAGAUAUUAUUCUCCAAUUUCCAAUCAGUUCGAUUCUGGAUUCUUUGAUAUUUUAGUCAAGCAUUACGAACAUGGUGUUGUCACUAGAAGAUUGGCCCAAAUUAAUGAAGGUCAAACUGUCAAGUUUAGAGGACCUUUUGGAAAACUCGACUAUAAGCCUAACAUGGCUCGUGAGUUGGUUUUGAUUGCUGGUGGAACAGGUAUCACUCCUAUUUUGCAAGUCAUCACUCGUAUCAUCACUAAUCCUGAUGACCAUACCAAGAUUAAGUUGAUUUUCGGUAAUGAAACUGAAAAGGACAUCUUGUUGAAGAGUGAAAUUGAUGAGAUAGCAAGCAAGUAUCCUGACUUUGAAGUCUACUAUACUGUCACUCAUCCAACUGAAGGUUGGACUGGGGGAUCUGGAUAUGUUGAUCGUGCAAUGUUGGAAAAACAAUUGCCUAAGGCUAAUGAAGGAAAUAAGGUGUUUAUCUGUGGUCCUCCAGAAAUGAAGGAAUCCUUAAAGGGAAUCACUGAAGAAAUGGGAUGGGAAAGUGAAAAUGUCUUUUGUUUCUAAGAUUUUACCCUUUGUAAAUAGCAUUAUAAAGUUUAACGCCAAACUUUUUUCUCUCUUCGUAUCUAGACAAUCAUUAAUACAUGUUCUUCCAGCAUUACU